CAAAAGCAGAAACAGCUAUCCUGCACUUAAAUUGUACUUGUUGCAGUUGCUGCUGCCUCACAAAAUCAUUCAUGCUCAAGACAUUUAUGCGAACCGAUAAGAGGACAGUCGAAGCUACAAAUAAACCAGGCAGCUGGAAUGGCAACAAAAUAAGCAUCUUUGGCUUCAACACAACAGUCGCAAGUUAAUAAUAAUACAUUGGUGGAAAACCGAUUUAAUUGAAGAUAAAAAUAUGACAAUGUCGAGGAAAUUAAGCAGCAAAAUCUGGCGGAGCAGCCGACAAAAAACAAUAUUAACGUUUUGGGGAAAAACAUCAAGAAAAUCAGCAGAUACACCAAACCAAAUCAGCAGAGCACUUUCAUCAAGUAACUUAGUUAUCUGCGGCUGUCUGAUAGUAAUCUUCAUCGCAUCUGUAACCACGGCCAAAGCACCGGAUCAGGAAGCUAUCCAUCACAAAAAUGACGAAUUUCCGGAAGAGGAAAGCGACAUGCUGAUGGAGCCAAAUGAUUUUUCGCCAAUCACUGUAUUGAAAUCGCAUGAACAACACUUCCAUAUGCCGCCCACAACGCAACUUCAACCACAAAUUCAAACCAGAAUACAUCCCAGAAUUCAACCCAGGAAAUUUCAAUCCGCAGCCCAACAAAAUGCCGAUGGGGAGGAGCCAUUCCGACCCAUUGCUAAUCCAAAUACGAAAAUAGUUGGGGAUUCCCAUACGCAGGCUGCCCAAAAUUUUUAUCCACCAUUCUACCAUGAGGCUCCUCCAUUGGGCCACUCCAGACCCUAUUUUGGUCACGGUCCGCCUGUAUCGGAAACAACUCCUUUAUCCCUACCCCUUCCACUCUUGGCAACUCAACAACAACAGCCAGCAACUCAGCAGCGGACUUUCGAUGCCAGUAUACUUGGAAGCGGGGAUUUUGGUGUCCUUAGAGGUGGAACCUUCUAUCCGGAGGAGGAAAUGCCCUAUCAUCCCGAAGAUAACAGUGAUUACAUCUAUGGAGACGCUAACAAUGGACACGGUCGUCCAUCCGAAGGAUUUGUGCAGAAGUACACAUAUCCAGAGGAGCAGUUCGCAAAUUUCCGCGAUUUUGCCGAUAUCAACACACCCGCUGAUACGGCAUUUUCGCAGUUUGUGGUGGUCUAUGCAGCCAAAAAUGCCACUGCACCACACUCACAUCCGCAUCCCAAAAACAUAUUUGAACAGUUGGAGCAGCUGGACAGGGAAAAAGAGCUGAAGAAGACCGAAUUCGAGGGCAAAACUUCUUCGAAAAUAAAGUCGAAACUGUCGAAGACAAAGUUGCAAAAGAAAUACCGCAAAAAGGCGGCUCCCAAAGUGCAGGAUCCUCAAGACAUAGAGCCCUUAUUAGCUCUGAGUUAAGCGUCAAAAAGAAGAAGCCUAAAAAGAAAGCACCCAAACUUUCGAUUACCGUUGUUAGUUUUAUUUAUUAUAUAUCGAGAUAAAUGCAAGCCGCAACAAAAUGUAAUAGCCACCCCACUCCAUGUCCACAAAUGCAAGCACUUUACCAUAACAUAAACAUAUAUUAUUUCUGUUUUUUUUUGUCUGUCUGCUUUUAAUCUCGCACUGUUUGUUAAAUUUUAAAACUAGCCUGUAGUCUACUACAUAUAUAUAUAUAUAUUAUAUAGAUAUAUAUAUCUUAAUGAUUUAUUCGCAAUUAUAAUGUAGUUCUUUUUUGUCUAAUUAAGCAUAAUUUUAUUAUGUGUGUGUACAUAAAAACAGAUAUGAUAAUUGUAAUUUUAAACUAAAUAAAAAUGAUUUUUAAAAAAUAGUACAUAAAUAUUCAUUUAAUAAAUGCCUUUAUUUAUCCAU
Messenger RNA from Drosophila erecta, 1825 nucleotides. RefSeq lists its product as uncharacterized. The coding region runs from base 233 to 1375 and encodes 380 amino acids. Lineage: Eukaryota; Metazoa; Arthropoda; Insecta; Diptera; Drosophilidae. The transcript has 3 exons. The record is from RefSeq and is a predicted model, not a curated record.